Molecule: messenger RNA, 806 nt
Organism: Vigna radiata var. radiata (mung bean)
Lineage: Eukaryota; Viridiplantae; Streptophyta; Magnoliopsida; Fabales; Fabaceae
Product: small RNA-binding protein 11, chloroplastic
Exons: 4
Coding region: 34-513 (159 amino acids)
Molecular function (GO): RNA binding
Source: RefSeq, a predicted model, not a curated record
GCAGCCCAAGCCCAAGAUUGAUUUGGGCUUCUGAUGUGUGUUGAGCCCGUUUACUCUGCGAAUGUGCCAUGCAUCAUAAACUCUUCGUUUCCCUUAUUCUCUGUCUGCAACAUCGAAUUGAAUUCCAUGGCGGCUGUGAGAAAAAUAAUUCAGGCCAAUAAAAAUAAAAAUUUGUCGCCAUCUCUUUUUUCUUUUCGCCGAGGAAUUGCCUACAAGCUUUUUGUUGGAGGGCUGUCCUUCUUCACCACAGAGAAAGCACUGUCAGAGGCAUUUUCCAACUACGGGCAAGUUCUUGAAGCCAAAGUUGUAACAGAUAGGGUGUCAGAAAGAUCUAAGGGAUUUGGGUUUGUCACCUUUGCUUCAGCAGACGAGGCUGAGAAUGCCAUUGCAGAGAUGAAAGGAAAGACAUUAAAUGGACGUGUUAUUUUUGUUGAUUAUGCAAAACCCAAUACCAACAUUAAUGGUGCGAUGCCAAUUGCUAGAGGACCACCUAAACCAACACCAGAAACUUGAUAUUAUAUAUUCUUGAUGGAGAGACCUGUUGAAAAAUGGUAUCAAUUUUUCUUUCAUCAGCUCUUGCAGCAGUGUAUAUAGAGCCCUUUUUUUACUACAAAGCACUGUUCAGCACAAGUGAUAGGAUUCUUCGAUUGUAAUAGUACAGGCUCUGAGGAUUUUAUAUGGUUGUGAGCAGACAAUAACGUAAACAGUCUCGGUGAUUUUGUCCUUAGAGUUUAAGAAUCAAAUGUUAUACUUCCUUUAAUAGAGAAAAAUAGUGUUUUUAAGAUUAAGAUCUUAAUUAAAAAUUA